Mya arenaria is the source of this 2826-nucleotide messenger RNA. RefSeq names its product lysine-rich nucleolar protein 1-like. The transcript is spliced from 2 exons. The record is from RefSeq and is a predicted model, not a curated record. The coding region runs from base 100 to 1206 and encodes 368 amino acids. NCBI's taxonomy places the organism in Eukaryota, Metazoa, Mollusca, Bivalvia, Myida, Myidae.
CUUCAAUAAGAGGUAGUUGUCAAAACAUCCACGUGGGGAUGUCAACAGGUGACAGUCGUUCUGUUUUACGCCUUCCUGUCCUCUCAAGAUAAGACUGUGAUGGGAAAGAAUAAAAGAAAGAGACACGAAGAAAGCAGUGAGCCUGGAGAAGAGGUGGCAUGCACUAAACUGGUUCAGGACAACAACACUAACAAUGCUGAGGUUGGACAUUCAGGCAAGAAAAAGAAAAAAGAUAAAUCAAAACAUAACAAUGCUAUUGAUAUAACCCAAGAAAGCUUGACCAUUAAAUCUGAUGAAGCUGUUGAUGACAGGCCGAAAAAGAAACACAAGAAGAAACAUAGACCAAAUCUUGAUGAAAGUGUUGAUUCAAAGUUUGAAUCAAAUGACACUUCCAGUAUUGACGUCAAGCAAACUCCAAACUAUGAUUCUGAGAUUAGUAAGAAGAAGAAAAAAAAGAAAAAGUCUAAAGAGAGGACAGACAAAUCAGAUGAAACAGACCAGAAUCUAAAUGGAUCGAUUGAACAUAGUACAGGCAAAAAGAGGAAAAAAUCAAAGCAUAAAAAUGUUUCAGAAAUUCCUGAGUCGGCACUUGAGAGCAAAGAAGAAUUAUUGGAAAUAAAUGUUGACAAAGAAGCAAAUAGCAAUAACUCCCACAUGCUACAAACUAAACAUAAAAAGAAGAAAAAGCACAAAAAAGAAGAUUCUUCUGUUGAUAAUGACUUUAAAAAGGAUGUUCACACAAAUGCAGAUGGUUUUCUACCUAAAAAUAAACAAACAGCUGUCCAAAAGGAUUCUAUUAGUGUUGGAACAGAUAGUUUGAAAGAAAAUCUCAAGAGUGACAAAGAACAGAGCAAUAACAAAAAAUGCACAGUUGGUCAGUGGGAAAGUGCUGAAUUUGAAGACACUGACAGACAGAACAAAUUUUAUCGCCUUCUUGGAGGUAUGAAGAAAACAAAUUCUUCAAAUCUAUUGCAGAAAAAAUUCCAGCUUGGAUGUUCUGGCAAGCCCUUUAAACCAGGAGGCACUGGAGCCAUGAAUAGAAACGAGCAGGACAAGUAUACAAAAACUCUGGAGUCUGACUUUGAAAAGGCACUGAGUAGUAACAGAAACAAGGGAAUUGGCCUUGGCUUUGAAAAGCCCCCAGAUGAGGGAAAGAAGUUCUUUAUUGAUACAAGAAAGUCAAAUUCAAUUAAAUUUGAUGAUUAAUAUAACUUUUUUUGUCACCUUUGGGUCAUUGCUGCAUGACAAUGACAGGAAAAUAGGGAUCACAUUGUCCUUCGUUGUUUGUGUUUUCAUUGCCAUAUUAAUAUUAACGUUACUGUUUUGUUUCAAACUAAUAACUUAUAGUUAUUACUUUUAACUUCAAUAUUGUAAUUUGUUACAUCACUAGUAUAGUGUAACAUUACGGGGUUCAUACUUGUAAACAAAAUAAAACAAGCAUUCAAUAAAUUGAGUAGAUCUAUCAUUUGCCAUAUAUUUAAAAUAUGCUAUAGUAAAAAAGUCACAUUCUUUGUGGAAAGGAUUGCCAGCUUGGGUUGAAGAUUUCACUUUACUUUCAAUUACCUAGCAUCUUCAUCAAUGGAUAGUAUUUCAUUAAAUAAUGGAGCAGCAUAACCAAUAAUACAAAAUGCCUAAAAUAUACGUUUAUCUAUUAUGUGUAUCAAAUUAGAAAUGCAAUUAAUAAAUCUGGGUACAAUGUAGAAAAUAUACUAUAAUAUUUAAUGGUGUACUUAUUUGAUGAUGAUUGCUGUCAGGCUGUCACCGUAAAUCCGAACACAUUUGUUAAACAAGAAUAAACAUAAAAUUGAAAGUUUCAGAAGAGUUGGAAGAAAAUCUUUGUUAAUAUAUCCUUUGAAUGAAUCAACAAUGGCACAACAAUUUCACAGUUUGAGCUUGGAACAAUAUAUAAGGCGUGAACUUUGAUAAUUAACUAUUACAAAUAACGAAAAACGUGUAAUUAUCACCUUGUGAAACUUUAAAGAAAGGCUCAUGAACUCCUGUGAAUGUUAUGUCAUAAAAGUAUUUGAAGAUGAAACCCUUUUAUUUAGAACCAAAGUUAUAUAAUUAAAGCUAUCAAUUAAUAUGAAAAUAAUGCAAUGCAUAUUUAUAAAGAAAACAAAAACAUUUAAAUGUCUAAAUGUUUGACAAAUUAACUUUAUUUUAUAAAACAACAUCAAUCAUAUAAUUAACAUACUAAUUAAUUAAUAUACAUAAACUGUAUAUUGUUAAAAUGAAAGGUCAAAAUUGAUUAUAAUUAUUAAAUAAAAUAGUUUACAUUAAAACAUCUGUUGAAACUAAACACAUCAUUCUAAGUUUCACUGUAAAGAUAGCAUUUAUUAUAGACUGAAGAAGCCUUAUCUGGUCAGCCCCUUGUCUCCAUUUAGUCUUUCCCUUGUCUUACCCUAGUGCACUACGAAGUGCACUACGAAGUGAACUGAUAGUGAACACGAUGUGCACUUACUGUCAAGUUUGGUCUUAACAGUACUGUAGACCUGUCCCAUUUUUGACUCUUAAGAAACCAGGCGACCAGUGUGACAUUAUGUCUGAUUAUGAAAAAAUGAUAAAGAGUAGGUAACUUAACAAAUAUUCUGGUUGUUGCACACUGUACUACCUCUUAUUGCCAUCUGUCUAUAUACAAAGUUUUAUUUCAAUCCAAUCAUUUGUUUUGAAGUUAUUCUCCAGAAAAGGGUGUGACAUUUGGACAGGCAAAGCUGCAAAUUUAUGCUCUCCCGUUAGGGAGCAUAGCAAGAACAUCUCUAUGGCUGUCAUUUGAUGUGCUGUUUUGGGAAUAUAAGUAUCUUCCAUGGCUGAGAGUGUAAGAUAGGU